AUGCACAUCGCUAUUAUCGGAGGAGGCAUCGCGGGAGUCACCCUGGCGAUCGCCCUGCACCACCGCAACCUCUCCGUAACGCUGUACGAACAAGCCGGCGAGUUCAGCGAGGUGGGCGCGGGGGUCUCCUUCAGCCCGAACGCAGUGCAGGCCAUGCGCCUGUGCCACGAGGGGAUCCACGGCGCGUUCGAACGGGUGUGUACGCGCAACCUGUGGCCGAGCAAACAGAACGUCUGGUUCGAUUAUUUGGACGGACUGUCUACCGAGGGGAAACGGCAGCCCAUCCGCUUCACGAUUUCAAACUCUCUCGGUCAGAACGGAGUCCAUCGUGCACAUUUCCUAGACGAACUCGUCAAGUUGCUUCCGGAUCAUGUCGCGCAGUUCAACAAACGGCUCGACACUAUUGAAAAAAAGGAAGCAGAUGGAGAAGAUGGUCGGCUCCGGUUAUCCUUUACGGACGGUUCAUUCGCAACGGCAGAUCUUGUCAUCGGGUGUGAUGGCAUUAAAUCGCGGGUGAGGCAGAUCUUGCUGGGUGAUGCCCAUCCCGCUGCUAAACCGGGGUAUACGCAUAAAUACGCUUAUAGGGGGUUAGUUCCUAUGGAGAAGGCCGUCGAAGCUAUAGGAGAAGAGUUGGCUUCGAAUGCAUGCAUGCAUAUCGGUCCGAAAAACCAUAUGUUGACCUUCCCCGUCAACCAGGGCAAAACGUUGAAUAUCGUCGCCUUCCACUCCUCCCAGGACGAAUGGAAGGAGUAUCCCCGUUUGACGCGGAUGGGGACCAGAGACGAAGCUCUGGCCGAUUUCCACGCGUUCGGCGAGAAUGUGACGCGGUUGUUGAAGUUGACGGACGAGCAGUUGUCGGUGUGGGCCAUCUUCGAUCUGGCAGACCAUCCAGUCCCGUUCUUCAGUAAAGACCGCAUCUGUAUCGCCGGCGACGCCGCCCACGCAACCUCCCCCCAUCACGGCGCAGGAGCAGGCUUCUGCCUGGAAGACUCGGCCGUGCUGGCGGCCUUGCUGGCGGACGGCAGCGUCCGGUCCCACGCGCACAUCAAGGUCGCCCUGGCCGUAUACGACGAUCUCAGGCGGGAGAGGGCCCACUGGCUGGUCCAGAGCAGUCGCUUCAUGGGCAACGGGUACCAGUGCAUGGCUGACGGCGUGGGCAGCGACCUCGGCAAGCUCGAGGCGGAGAUCAAUCGCCGGAAUGCCAUCAUCGCCGACUUUGAUGUCGAGGCCUUGUGUCGCGACGCGACGGCCGAGUUGGCCAGCCGAUUGAGCAGUUUAUAA
Penicilliopsis zonata CBS 506.65 is the source of this 1281-nucleotide messenger RNA. RefSeq lists its product as hypothetical. The transcript has 3 exons. Gene Ontology annotation, biological process: secondary metabolite biosynthetic process. Gene Ontology annotation, molecular function: FAD binding. The record is from RefSeq and is a predicted model, not a curated record. The coding region runs from base 1 to 1281 and encodes 426 amino acids. Lineage: Eukaryota; Fungi; Ascomycota; Eurotiomycetes; Eurotiales; Aspergillaceae.